AUGCCUCGCCGACUGUCGAAUAACCUCUUGAGUAGUUCGCCCCCGAUCCCGUGGCCGUCAUUCACCUCCUCUGAGAAGAGCGUCAAUAAGCCUGUGCCUGUUCCUGUGCCUGUGAGCAGGCCGAGCAAGAUCGCGCAGUUCUUUUCAUCUACACCGAAAGACAAAGACAGGUACAACAGCGCUGCAGCAGCAUUGCUAGCUGCGAGUAAGGCUCAAGAGCAGGCAUUUCUGAACUCGAGCCCAACCACCAUCAGCAAUCCUACCCUGUCUUUGCCCACCAUAUCACUAUCUACCGCUCGUGCUGACUCUUCGAACAUGGACGAACCACCCACCACGCUAUUCCAGCCCUUAGCGCCUGCCGAGGCACGAAGAUUACAGAGACAAUAUGCGCAGUUCGGUCCGUUGAACUCGCAGUCCCAUCGAUACACCAGCAGACAUACCGGUGGGGAGUUUUCUGAGCCCAUCAUGGACGAGCCGCCAUACUUCUACCUCCUGACAACCUACAUAUCCUACCUCAUUCUCAUUAUUUUUGGUCACGUAAGAGAUUUCUUUGGCAUGAAAUUCAAGGCAGACAAUUACCGACAUUUAAAGUCGCGGAACGGCUAUGCAGCCCUGAACAGCGAUUUCGAUAACUUCUACGUAAGAAGAUUGAAAAUGCGGAUCAACGAUUGCUUCAACAGACCCACAACUGGCGUACCUGGCAGGUACAUCAAUGUCCUCGACCGAACCUCGAACGAUGGCAAUUACCAUUUUCAGAUGACUGGAACGACGACCGAGACUUUGAACAUGAGUUCCUACAACUAUCUGGGCUUUGCUCAAUCCGAGGGUCCCUGCGCAGAUUUUGUCGAAGAGAAGGUGCGAAAAUACGGCUUGUCAAGCUCGAGCACUCGUGCCGAUGUUGGCACGUCGGACCUAUGUGUCGAGGUUGAACAACUGAUUGCCGAGUUCGUCGGCAAGGAGUCGGCUAUGGUCUUUUCCAUGGGCUUUGUCACCAACGCAUCUGCUUUCCCUGCAUUAGUGGGAAAAGGGGACCUGAUCAUCUCCGACGAACUCAACCACGCCUCUAUCCGUUUCGGUUCGCGCCUAUCUGGUGCUAUGAUAGAGUCCUUCAAGCACAACGACAUGAAGGCUCUAGAGGCCAAACUCCGAGAAGCUAUCUCACAAGGUCAACCCAGAACUCAUCGACCAUGGAGGAAGAUUCUGGUGGCUGUGGAAGGCUUGUACUCGAUGGAAGGCACAAUGUGCAACCUGCCAGGACUGAUCAGACUCAAGAAGAAAUACAAGUUCAACCUCUUUGUGGACGAGGCACACUCCAUUGGUGCACUCGGUCCGCGUGGCCGAGGUGUAUGUGACUACUUUGGUAUUGAUCCUGCUGAGAUCGACAUCUUGAUGGGCACUUUAACAAAGUCCUUCGGUGCCAAUGGUGGGUACGUUGCAGGUGACAAGGCUCUUAUCGACAAGCUCCGUGUGUCUACCGCUACCACUGUCUAUGGAGAGUCCCCAUCACCUGCCGUCCUUGCACAGAUCCUGUCAGCUCUCCGGCUUAUCAACGGUGAAAUCAUCCCUGGUCAAGGAGAGGAGCGCCUGCAAAGAAUUGCUUUCAAUUCCCGGUACUUGCGACUUGGUCUCAAACGACUGGGCUUUAUCGUAUACGGCCACGAUGACUCUCCGAUUAUUCCUGUCUUAUUGUACCAUCCAGCCAAGAUGCCUGCCUUCUCGCACGAAAUGCUGAAAAGAAAGAUCUCGGUCGUGGUAGUUGGAUAUCCUGCCACACCACUGAUUUCUUCGAGAGCACGAUUCUGCGUAUCUGCUGCCCACAACAAAGAGGAUAUGGACCGACUGCUCUCUGCUUGCGAUGAGAUUGGCAACGUGCUACAACUCAAGUUCGCCAGUGGUAUUGCUGGUGGAGCUUCGCCACUACCAGAUAGUGUCACACCAGAAAUGGAAAAGAGCAGAAAAGCACUGGAGAAGCACGACAAGAUUGCCAAGCAAGCAGUUAGCCGGCCGAACUGGACCUUCGACGAGCUUGUGAGAAGAGGUGUGCAAGACGUCAAGGUUCCGUUGAGAUGA
Lithohypha guttulata is the source of this 2070-nucleotide messenger RNA. Its product is annotated as serine palmitoyltransferase component. NCBI's taxonomy places the organism in Eukaryota, Fungi, Ascomycota, Eurotiomycetes, Chaetothyriales, Trichomeriaceae. Gene Ontology annotation, molecular function: serine C-palmitoyltransferase activity; pyridoxal phosphate binding. Gene Ontology annotation, cellular component: serine palmitoyltransferase complex. The coding region runs from base 1 to 2070 and encodes 689 amino acids. Gene Ontology annotation, biological process: sphingosine biosynthetic process; ceramide biosynthetic process. The record is from RefSeq and is a predicted model, not a curated record. The transcript has a single exon.